AUGCUGUGCGAAAAAUGUGAAAAGAAACUUGGUACUGUUAUCACUCCAGAUACAUGGAAGGAUGGAGCUAGAAAUACCACAGAAAGUGGUGGAAGAAAACUGAAUGAACAGAAAAGCCUUACUUCGAAAAAAGCAAGAUUUGAUCCUUAUGGAAAGAAUAAGUUCUCCACUUGCAGAAUCUGUAAAAGUUCUGUACACCAACCAGGUUCUCAUUACUGCCAGGGCUCUGCCUACAAAAAGGGUAUCUGCUCCAUGUGUGGAAAAAAGGUUUUAGAUACUAAAAACUAA
Messenger RNA from Nycticebus coucang (slow loris), 288 nucleotides. Its product is annotated as cysteine-rich PDZ-binding protein-like. Gene Ontology annotation, cellular component: dendrite. NCBI's taxonomy places the organism in Eukaryota, Metazoa, Chordata, Mammalia, Primates, Lorisidae. The coding region runs from base 1 to 288 and encodes 95 amino acids. Gene Ontology annotation, biological process: cytoplasmic microtubule organization. Gene Ontology annotation, molecular function: PDZ domain binding; microtubule binding. The record is from RefSeq and is a predicted model, not a curated record. The transcript is spliced from 2 exons.